AUGGCAGCUAGGAAAUGGUCGCAGCCAGUUAAUCUUGUGUGUUUAAGUCUCCUCGCUCUCCUCAUACAGUCAUGUGGAGGAAAUGUGGUGGUGUUGGAGAAUGAGGGAAGGGCGGAGCGUGGACCUUGUGCGGAGGGGGAGCGUGGAGAGGAAGUGAAUUGUGGUGAAGAUGAUACCAUUAAGGUUAGGUACGACCUCCUGUGGAACUCAGACAUCGCAACCUAUGAGUUCAACGACGACCUGGCUUCGGUCAGCUGCUCCAACGACUCAACGUGUCAGGCGUGUCUGCCGGACCUGGACGUCGCCCUCAUGCAGAACUCCCCUCUCCCGACCGCGCCCUUCUGUGACAUUGACAGUAACGCUACAGGGCCCGGACGGUGCACCUGCGGGGAGGGUCGGUGCGUGUCUUACACCAGGGACAGGAGCACGAGUUCGGUCUACUACUACUGCGGGCCCUGCGGUUGGGUCGGGGCGCGGUGCGUGGAGAGCAACUGCACGCACAAGCAAGCCGAAUGCUCCAACGGGUACUGCGAAUGCGUGCAAAAUGGCCUCUUCUACGACCUUAAUUACUGUUAUUACCCCUACUUCGGCAAGACCAUGAUUCUGGAGAUGUUGGCAAGCAGCGUCAUUAUUAUUGCUAUGUGUGGUGUCCUCGCCUUCUCCUACAACAGGUCUCGUCGGCGUGAUGAUAGUUCCUCGGCAUUUCCUUGGAGACGCGGAAGCAGAUCGCGUGAGUCUCCAGCAUCGGAUACACCUCCAACUUACGAUGAUGUGGUGGACAAGUUGCCGUCCUAUCAAGAUGCCCUUAAAAUGAGCCCGAAGGCGGACGACAACGAAGGAAUAACAAACUUUGCCUUUGAGAUGGAACUUUCCCCCGCCCCUCCCCCUCCUUACGAGGAAAGCAUGCAACAGAAAACGGAGGAGGAGGAGAACAUGCCACAGAAAACGAAGAAGGAGAAGAACAUGCCACAGAAAACGGAGGAGGAGGAGAGCGUGCAACAGAAAACGGAGGAGGGAGCAACCGUCACAGAAAACGGGAGAAACGCCCAGCCAUUCACGGGAAACCCUGAAGGAGAUUCGCCUGCGGAAAGCAAUGCGGUUCUAAGCCAGCCGAUCGAACAGCCACUUCAGAAUGCAAUGCACGACCUGCAGCGGGGCAGUCCGAACUAGUAUGCUAGCUGCUGGUCAUACAUCAUACAACCGCCAGAUACAUUGACAAGAGCAAACUGUCCUGACGUAUUAUGGGCAAGACUGUCCUUUUGGCCAAAAUAUGGUAAAGUUAACCAAAUAUAUGGCAUGAUUAAUAGUACAUGAUUAUAUAUAUAUAUGUAUGUAUAUAAAAUUUCUAUCUAUAUACAUAUACAUAUAUGCACACACACACACACACACACACACACACACACACACACACACACACACACACACACACACACACACACACACACACAUGUAAUUAUCUACUCUAUUUUCUUAUCUAACCAUCUGAAUUCACGUGAUUUGAAACAAGGGGAGGCAUUAUCUGAUGCAAAUAUAUACAUUAUGAUAUUCAGUUAAAUGUAGAUUUAAUUCUAGCAUAAUGCGUGUACUCCGUGUGAUUUUCUGAAGUACGAGUUAUAGGGAAGUGUCCGUUUUAUCUGAUUUGUCUACCUAUAUAUCUACAGAACGUAUUCCCGUUUAUAGUAUAAAUGUACCAUAUAUAUACAACAAAAAUAAAGGUCUGUUAAUCUCU
Messenger RNA from Penaeus indicus, 1729 nucleotides. RefSeq lists its product as uncharacterized. Bases 1 to 1170 code for a protein of 389 amino acids. The record is from RefSeq and is a predicted model, not a curated record. NCBI's taxonomy places the organism in Eukaryota, Metazoa, Arthropoda, Malacostraca, Decapoda, Penaeidae. The transcript is spliced from 8 exons.